GUUCAGGCUAAAAACAACUUUUUCGGUUUACGAAAAAUUCAAAUUCAUUUUUUUUUAAAUUUUCAAAAUUAUGGAGACCUACGGCAUGGCAGCACCCGACAAUGACAUACUCCGGAAUUUCGUGCAGUGUUACCAACAGUAUGUCGCCCAGACUGGUUACAGAUGUGAGCGACCAGAGGACGGGGAUCAGAUGAGGUCAUACUCUGGCGACUGUGUCAGUUACGGUAGACACGAUUGGUAUCCUCAAAGGCCUAGGAACUAUCACGAUGACGAUGAUUCCAAUCCCUAUAGAGGCGCUGGCUAUCGCUCCCCUAUGAGACACGGCAUGGAGAAUCGACGAUACGAUUCACGAAACGGAUUGUAUUCUCCCUCGGAAAUGCGCCGGGGUGGUGGUGAUAACUACAAUUCCCUACCAGCAGGUGUCGGUAAUUAUGAGCGCCCCAGUUGGCACCAUACUCGCCGAAAUCGUUGGUUCUAGAUUUUUUUUAAUUGAGAAAUUUUGUAGCAAUCGGAUUAAAAAUCAAUCGCUGCCGGGAGUUACGAGCAUCCGAUGUUAUACCCACGCACUCCCAAAUCGUUGGAUCUUAAUGUUGAUUGUUCUCUUUUUUUUUGGCAAAUUAAAUUCAAGUGUAUUUGUAGAUGAAAAAAAUAAAUGACCUCAUUGAGGUCUGAAACGCUGGUUCGGAAGUUUUCGACCAGCUGUUAACCUAAA
Messenger RNA from Drosophila novamexicana, 712 nucleotides. RefSeq lists its product as uncharacterized. The transcript has 5 exons. The record is from RefSeq and is a predicted model, not a curated record. Lineage: Eukaryota; Metazoa; Arthropoda; Insecta; Diptera; Drosophilidae. The coding region runs from base 71 to 478 and encodes 135 amino acids.